AUGAGCUCACUUGCAUCGGGGCUUUUCAAAUCCCUCCCCAAGCCCAAAUACACCGGCGAGGAAGAAGAGCUACCGGCGCACGCGCAACCCCGGGGUCCGCGUGUGGUGGGCGCCGACCAGCUCGACGAAACACAAGUUGUCCUACGGAGAACCGGUCCUCCCCCUUAUGGAAACCGUGCAGGAUGGCGACCGCGGGCGCCCGAAGAUUUUGGCGAUGGCGGUGCUUUUCCGGAAAUUCUCGUCGCGCAAUAUCCCCUUGACAUGGGCCGCAAGGGGACGUCAUCUACUUCGAAUGCGCUAGCCGUGCAGGUUGAUGCGGAGGGAAAAGUCAAAUACGAUGCGAUCGCGCGGCGCGGACACGGUGACAACCACAUUGUUCAUGCUUCGUUCAAGGAUCUGAUCCCGCUCCGGCAGCGGGUGGAUAUGGGAGAGGUUUCUUUGGAUCGGCCUUCGGAGGAGGAGGUCCAGGAGCAGAUGGAGAAGACCAAGAGUGCGCUGGCAAGCUUGGUCGAGGGAGCUGUGUCCGCGCAGAAGCCGAAGAACGUCAAGGGCGGAAAGAGGGCAGAGCCGACUUUUGUGCGAUACACCCCGGCGAAUCAAAUGGGUGACAACACGAACAAAAAUGAUCGCAUCAUGAAAAUCGUCGAGAGACAGCAGGAUCCGAUGGAGCCGCCCAAGUUCAAGCACAAGAAGAUUCCCCGUGGCCCGCCGUCCCCUCCGCCGCCGGUCAUGCACUCUCCGCCCCGUAAGCUGACCGCGGAGGACCAAGAAGCCUGGAAAAUUCCGCCUCCCGUAUCGAAUUGGAAGAAUCCGAAGGGUUAUACGGUCCCCUUGGACAAACGUCUAGCCGCGGAUGGCCGUGGACUGCAGGAAAAUACGAUCAACGACAAGUUCGCCCAGUUCGCAGAGGCCCUGUUCACAGCGGACCGGCACGCGCGCGAGGAGGUGUCGCUCCGAGCUCAGAUGCAACAGAAGCUGGCAGAGAAGGAGAAAGCACAGAAGGAGGAGCAUCUUCGACAGCUGGCACAGAAGGCCCGCGAGGAGCGCGCCGGUCCCAGCCAGCAGCGCGCUUCACGGGCAAGAUCCACUUCUCGAAGUGUCAGCCGCAGUCCGUCUCCAUACUCCUCUAGGUCAGGUUCCCCAAGUGGUGACGAGGCGGCACGGGAACGCGAGGAGCAGCGCCGUGAGCGGCGCCAGGAGGCUCAGCGACAGCUUCGCCAGUCCCGCAUGGGUGCUGAACGUCGCAUUCAGACUAUGGCGCGUGAGCAAAACCGUGAUAUCUCCGAGAAGGUCGCGCUGGGUCUGGCCAAACCGACACAGAGCUCCGAGUCCAUGUGGGAUUCCCGUCUAUUCAACCAAACUAGCGGUAUGCAUGCCGGUUUCAACGAAGAUAACCCCUACGAUAAGCCGCUGUUUGCCGCGCAGGACGCCAUCAACAGCAUCUACCGCCCCCGAGCGCAAGUUGACGCCGACGAUGAAGAAGCCGGCGAGGGUGAAAUGAGCAAGCUCCAGAAGACCAACCGAUUCGAGGUUCUGGGACGGGCCAAAGAGGGUUUCAAGGGCGCUGCUGAUGCAGAGGAACGCCAGGGUCCCGUUCAAUUCGAGAAGGACACGGCCGAUCCGUUCGGUAUUGACAGCAUGAUUGCCGAUGUGACUUCAGGCGCUGGUCAAAAACGCUAUGGGAUCCAGGAAGCUGAACGGGAUGACCGCGGCUCGAAGCGGGCGAGAGUCGAAGAGGAUGAUUAG
Messenger RNA from Penicillium riverlandense, 1746 nucleotides. Its product is annotated as SKIP/SNW domain-containing protein. The coding region runs from base 1 to 1746 and encodes 581 amino acids. The record is from RefSeq and is a predicted model, not a curated record. NCBI's taxonomy places the organism in Eukaryota, Fungi, Ascomycota, Eurotiomycetes, Eurotiales, Aspergillaceae. The transcript is spliced from 2 exons. Gene Ontology annotation, cellular component: spliceosomal complex. Gene Ontology annotation, biological process: mRNA splicing, via spliceosome.